Scylla paramamosain (green mud crab) is the source of this 4336-nucleotide messenger RNA. Its product is annotated as mucin-2-like. The coding region runs from base 1375 to 4005 and encodes 876 amino acids. Gene Ontology annotation, molecular function: chitin binding. The record is from RefSeq and is a predicted model, not a curated record. Lineage: Eukaryota; Metazoa; Arthropoda; Malacostraca; Decapoda; Portunidae. The transcript is spliced from 6 exons. Gene Ontology annotation, cellular component: extracellular region.
CAACCCUCUGCAUCCACUCGGUUACGGGGCCCCGCGCAGGCAACACGUCACGCUCCCCCCGCCGCCCCGCCUCGCGCCGCGCAGUCCCGCCUCGCUCACAAAACAAGUGAUAGAAAUAAAGUGAAGAAAAAAAAAAAAAAAAAAAAACACGAAAAUACCGCCUUCACCUGACAGUGGAACACAUUUAGUCUUUUUUUAAAAUAAACUCGAUUCUACGAAAAAGAAAAUGCGACUGAAUGUGAAAACGCGAAACAUGCGAACAUAAACUGCAUUACUAAUUUUCUGAUACACCUCACUGUGAUUCGCACGAUGCAUUGAUAGAAAAACAGAAAAAAGUGUAAAAAGAAAAAAAAAAAAAAGAAACUAAAACUAUCAGAACUUAAAAAAAGCUGCACUGAAACAACACGACUGACGACGUACGCACAUGGUUGGCGUGGACACACUGCCCUGCACGCGUGACUGAACACAGGGUAAGUCACCGGCCGUGCGUGUGUCCGUGUGUGUGUGUGUAUGUGCGUCCCAGCAGCGAACACCUGAAGGCUGAAGGUGUGUGCCUUUGUGAGCGGCAGCGAGUUUCAGCGGCAGCGGGGAGAGCCGGCGACAGACAGACAGACAGACAGGUUGCACAGACGCGACGUUCGUUCCUCCUCGGCCGCCACAACCAACCAGCCAGCCAGCCAGCCACCUCCUGCCGCAAGUGGGUCGCUCCUCCUCCUCCUCCUCCUCUCUCUUUCUCCAGCCUGCAGUUUGGUAUUGGUGGGAAAGAAGAGGAUCAGCGGUAAAUUCCUUUCGAAGCACGGACGGCCUGACAGUCACCACCACCACCACCACCACUACCACCACCACCACCGCUACCACCACCACCACUGCAGUUCAACUACAACUACUACUACUACUACUACUACUACUACUACUACUACUGUUCCUUUCUACACUCACCAAUUACUCCACACAAGCACAAGCAAUCACCACUCACACAUCCACCCAAACACACGCAAAUCACCACCACUACAACCACAACACCAUCACCACAAUAUUAUUUCAGUCACGACCACAACCUUCGGGCACUUCAACCACAAUUAGGAAGCUGUUACGUGAAUAAAAACCACCACCACCACCACAGCCACUAUUACACAGCUCACUACACCAUUACCUUUACCACCACCACCACCACCACCACUACCACCACCACCCCGGGCCAUGCCUCCUCUCAAGUAUCCCCAUCCUUUAUCUUCAAGUGACUGAACAAUUUUCCUUCACUUUAAGCCUCAUUCCCCCUGCCCCCACAGUCCCCCCACCCUCUCUCUCUCUCUCUCUCUCUCUCUCUCUCUCUCUCUCUCUCUCUCUCUCUCUCUCACUCCUCACUGCAUCACCAUGGCCCCCAAGCCGCUGCUCCCGGGGGCCGCCCUUCUGCUGUUGCGGCUACUUCUGUUGCUGCUUCCACUUCGGGCUGGUCCACUGCACGGGGGAGCGACAGCAGCUGACCCGGCCCCUCUUGUAGACCCGCCAGCUGAUCCUGAGAGCGCCGCCAUGUCCCUACGUCUCCUGGACGCCUUCAUUAGGCGGCCAAGACAAAUCCGGUUCAAGAGUUCCUAUCUGGAGUUACCUGCCGUGCUGCGAGACCUGGUGGGCAUCAGAGGACUCGGGCACCUGUCCUACUUUGUGCAGGUGGAUGUGCCAGUCACGCCGCCCACCAGCAAGGCCCUGGACAGGCUGCCGGCCGGCACCAAAACCUACUUCCCUCCCUACGUGUCGCUGCUCGGCACCCAGGCCAUCGACCACAUCAGUACAGAAGGGCCGCAGCAAUCCUCUGUCGCCUCUAAAACUUUAGCUCCCUCACAGGCCACCGACAAGCAGAGUGGGUCUGGAGAGCUUGCCGCCAUCCCUGUCAGAAACAUUUCCCAAGUAACCGACAACAAACUCGAUGCUCUACUCUCUACCUCGACUGUUUCUACCUCACUUGGGACGGACGGUGGACCCUCCCCCACUCCCAGCUUGGCGGCGCGACUUCAAAAUGUUUCAUAUUCUACUUCCGAGAUCUCUUGGCAUCCUCAGUCUCUCAAUUUCCUUCAUUCUUCCCCGCUGGGAGUGUCUUCCUCCCCUCCUCACACUAUUAAAGUCGCCUCAUCAUCACAGACGAUCACAAUACCAGCCCUCACCACCACCACCACCACAAGCAACACAUCCAUCACUACUGCUCCUCCGACUGCCUUCGUCACCACCGCACCCUCCUUUUCAUACCCAUCCUCAUCGCCAACACCAUCCUUCUCAUCUUCGUCCUCGUUUCUGUCAAGCUAUUUUUUCUCCAUCUUCUCAAGCACCACACCUUCGCCUCUCACUGGGAGCACCUCGAGCUCUCCUCCAGCAGCAAGUUCUUCACACACUGCUAACUUGACGCUAAGUAACUUCUCCCUCCGUAAGACACAAACCACAAGCCAGCGGCCUCACUCCGCAGCGCAGCCACCACCGCCGGUAUCAACAACACCAACGCCAGCCUCAUUAUCGUCUCAUUUACCUGCCAAAUAUCCUCCUCCAGUCAAAUCCAAUUCCACUGCAUCUUCAUUUCCCUUAAUUAAAAAACAUUCCUCAGCGCUCAAAUCAUUUACGCUCCCCUCUACGUCUUCCCCUUCUUCAAAGUCAUUUGCAUUCCCCUCGCCGCCUUCAUAUUCCUCCCUCAAGCCACGCGCGCCGACCCCUCCUUCAAUCCACUCCGUUACACCAUCAGCCACAACGGUUCCUUCAAAGCACGCUGUUAAAUACGCAAAGUUUACACCCACGUCUUCUGUUGUCAAGUCAGUCAAAGUACUCACGUCGUCCUCCACGUCCCCGGCGCAGUCCACUCCCUCACAAUCUUCCCGAACGCUACGAACAACCUCGCGUCCUAGAGUUCUUCAUUCCAGCUUAUCUUCUAAAGCAGCCUCAGGAAGUGCCCCAGACAAUCAUUCACACAGACGCCCCUCGCUGCGCCCGCCCACACAUUUCGCUUCAUCUGCUUCCACCACUGUACGUCCUCUUCCUGCCCUACGCACUCCCUUGCCCUCCGCCCUCCCCACACAGCCCUCCAAGUCCUCUUCACGCUCUUCUCGGCUUCUUAAUAACUUCUCCAAAUCGUCACAUCCUUCCUUACCCAGCAGCUCUUCCUCUCAUCUCUUGACUCAAACGCGAACUCUCCCGUCACUGUCUUCACCAUCCACUAAACACCUUGCUGCGCCUUCAGCCCUCAGUGUGCCAUCCCCGAAGCUAAGACCCACAGCUGCGGAGACUAAUCCAAAGACCUUUUCCAGCACUUCAGCCCAGGUACUCCAGUCUCCUCGGGGCUGGAAGCGGGGAAGAGUUGUAGAAGUUGGAGGAAAUGUCAAAAGCAAAUUAGGGGGAGGAGAAGUGGGAGGAAGAAAAGGUGGAACUGAGGGAGGAGGAAAAGGAGGAAGAGGAGAUAAACGUGGAGGAGGUACGCAUGUCCAAAGUGGUAAGGAAGGUAAGACUGGGAAAAGAACACUUGGGGACAUAAUACGAGACAGAAAAUCAUUGCUGAGAAGACUAAAGGGCGGGAGUAAAGGAGUAGAUAGCGUAGGUCGGGUUAGCAGAUUAGAAAAGUUGCAAAUAAGGAGUAAAUCGGGCAAAGGAAACAGAACAGUGGCUGACAGACUGGGGAUUGCUUUGCCUGCCCCGAGGACGACGCCCAAACCCGCAGACAGAACGCGACCUCCUGACGGCGACACAAACGACGACCCUGCUGCGCCUGAGCGGGGCAGAGCAGACCUCCAGACGCUGCGCUUCAUCCCUCGCACUGCCUUCGUCUGCCCCGACACUCGCGAGGCUGGCUACUUUGCUGACCACGAGGCAGGAUGUCAGGUGUUCCACGUGUGCUGGCAGAAGAGGAGGGCCACCUUCCUGUGUCCCGUCGGCACGCUCUUCAACCAGAGGUUGCAGGUGUGUGACUGGCACUACAACGUAGACUGUGACGCGACACUCAGCGUCCGAAACGCGUCGGUGAAGAACUCUUGAGGUUCUCAGGCCGGUGUUGUUGCAGUGCGCUGGCUGUGCACAGUGAUAGGUCGCCGCAGACACUUGCUUCACCCAAGAAGUGACUCCCUUCUCGCUCGGAUGCUGGACAUUAAUGCAGUGAUCACAUUAAUCAUUCAUUCCGUGUUAAGCUCAGCCGGAGUUCAGCUCAGCGGCGCCACGCAGCCGGUCACGCUCCUCCACAGCAGCGUGGCGGGGCUGCGGCGCUGCAAUCCCCGCUGCUGCCUCUGCUUGCCACCCUCCUGCGCGGCCCCUGGAGAGCCAUAAGGAAAGCUGUGAUUUCAUAGUUGAGCUUCAUAAAUAUUUCACUAUA